Molecule: messenger RNA, 957 nt
Organism: Penicillium riverlandense
Lineage: Eukaryota; Fungi; Ascomycota; Eurotiomycetes; Eurotiales; Aspergillaceae
Exons: 2
Coding region: 1-957 (318 amino acids)
Biological process (GO): fatty acid metabolic process
Molecular function (GO): oxidoreductase activity, acting on the CH-OH group of donors, NAD or NADP as acceptor; NAD+ binding
Source: RefSeq, a predicted model, not a curated record
AUGCCGCAGCAGAUUAACACCGUCGCCGUCAUUGGCUGCGGUAUCAUCGGAUCGAGCUGGGCAUCUCUGUUCCUCUCCAGAGGCCUGAAUGUCAUCAUCUUCGAUCCCGCAGAUGGAGUCGAGAAAACGUUCAAGCGAUACCUGCAAGAUGCGUGGCCCGCUCUAGAAGCAUCUGGGGCUGUUGAAGAUUCAUGGGCGGAGAACUAUAAGUUCGUCGACGACCUGGUGUCGAGCCUGCCCGAAGCAGAUUUCGUACAAGAGAAUGGACCAGAGCGCCCCGAGUUCAAGCAGCAGCUGAUGGGGACGCUUGAUCAAUACGCUAGACCGGGCGUUGUUAUCGCCUCAUCUUCUUCAGGUCUGCCGGCGUCUGGUUUUAUCGGGCAGUGCCGGCAAGAUCCAACUCGUAUACUAGUUGGCCACCCGUUCAAUCCACCACAUCUAGUCCCAUUAGUGGAAGUUGUCCCUCACCCUAGCACCAACACCUCCUCAAUAUCCACUGCAAUGGAUUUCUACAGGUCGAUUGGGAAAAGCCCCAUCCACCUUCGCCACGAAGUCCCAGGGUUUGUUGCCAACCGUCUUCAAGCCGCGAUCAACAACGAAGCAUACAGCCUUAUCAGCCGCGGUAUUGUCUCAGCUGAAGACCUUGAUACGGCGAUAACAUCAGGUCCAGGUCUUCGGUGGGCUCUGACAGGUCCAUUUGUUACAAAUUCGCUUGGUGGAGGAGGAGGGCCUAACGGGUUUAUACAGCGAAUUGAACGUCUUGGUCCUUCGAUCCAGAGCUGGGAGGCGGAUAUGUUGAAGCACCGAUUUGAUUGGAGUCCGAAAAGUCUGGCUGCGCUGAAAGUUGGGGCUAUGAAAUGGCUUGAAACGGCAGAUUGGGCUGGCAUCAAUGGCAAGCGAGAUCAGAUGUUGCUAGAGUUGCUGGCAACAAAAUCCAAGGCCUCAUCGGUCACAUAG